AUAGAGUAUGCAACUCUCAACUUCGGUUUCUAUUGAAGCGGUAAAUGAUGCUAUCAAAGCCAAUCUCUGCGUAGAUAAGCCAUCAGCGAUCUCUGCCUACAGGAGGCACCAUGCCUGUCAUCUGCUCCCUCCCCUCAUGACAUCCAGCGCUGCAAUUGCCCUGCUGCUGUUUUUGCACACCUGCCUUGGUGCUGAUUUUCCUUGCCAUGCAGGUGGCAGAGCAAGAAAUAGAAAGGGUAUGCAGACCUACUUGUGUGCUGUGGAUGGGAAGGUUGGGCACUGGCCAGGCCAGGUGAAAUAAUGUUACCCGUUUAUAACUGUGACGGUAUUUAAAAGCAGGGCAAGAGGGUUUUGCAAAUUC
Linderina pennispora is the source of this 361-nucleotide messenger RNA. RefSeq lists its product as uncharacterized. The record is from RefSeq and is a predicted model, not a curated record. Bases 137 to 301 code for a protein of 54 amino acids. The transcript is spliced from 2 exons. Lineage: Eukaryota; Fungi; Kickxellomycota; Kickxellomycetes; Kickxellales; Kickxellaceae.